AUGUUUGCUCCUCAUGCUUUCCCGGGCACAGAGCCUGGGGCUGAAUACGACACUCUCUCUCAAGACGUCCUUGUUGCUGUGCAGAUUGAGUCUCGCGCAGGUGUCGAAAAUGUAGCGAAGAUUGCCGAAGUUGAUGGCGUGGAUGUCAUCUUCAUCGGUCCGUUCGAUCUUUCGAAGCAAAUGGGUGUGGAGCGCGGUGGUCAGGAGCAUGAGGCGGCAAUCCAGAAAGCACCGAAUGCUGCGCACGCAGCCAACAAAAAGUGUGCCAUUUUCUGCACCGACGGGGCUGAUGCUCUCACACGCGCCAACCAAGGUUUUGACAUGAUAUCUGUCAAUACUGAUGUCGGUGUACUCAAGAGAGGCAUGGAAAAUGACAUCAGGACUGCCAAUGGGGAGGGCCAAAAGGUCCACCACAGGCACGGCUACUGA
Molecule: messenger RNA, 429 nt
Organism: Colletotrichum chrysophilum
Lineage: Eukaryota; Fungi; Ascomycota; Sordariomycetes; Glomerellales; Glomerellaceae
Exons: 2
Coding region: 1-429 (142 amino acids)
Cellular component (GO): cytoplasm
Molecular function (GO): aldehyde-lyase activity
Source: RefSeq, a predicted model, not a curated record